UCUCCUCUCUCCCUAUCAUGACUUGAAAUUGCCACCGCAUCACCUAUCUGACUGUACCUUGUAUACUAUUCACCACCUACGACGAACAGCAACAUGGCGACCCUAGACGCGGAGAAAGCCAGCAUCGAGCACAUCGAGUCAGGCGACGGAUUGAAAGACCAGAAGAUCGGUCACAGGGAUAUGAAGCACGGCGACAAGGCCUUGCAGAUUCUAGGCGAUGAGAGAGUGGAAGUUACAGAAGAAGACGAUAAGCGAAUACGAAAGUUGACCGACAAGUAUAUCCUCUCGGUUCUCGCCUGGGUCUAUCUGUUGCAGAUCUUGGACAAGACAUUGUUGGGCUAUGCGAACACUUUUGGGCUUUCGGAUGAUGCCAAUCUUGGCGGGAGCCAGUACUCCAUGGUCGGCUCCAUCAGUGCCAUCAUGCAGCUUUGCUGGCAGCCCUUCUCUUCGUGGCUGUUGGUAAAAGUGCCUCCACGGUACCUUAUGCCUACCAUGGUAUUUGGAUGGGGAGCCGCUCAGGCAUGUAUGGCUGCCGCGCGAAACUAUUCUUCCUUGAUGGCCUGCCGAGCUUUCUUGGGUUUGUUUGAAGCUGGAUGCCUUCCCCUCUUCUCUCUCAUGACCUCUCAAUGGUACCGUCGAUCCGAACAGCCUCUCCGAGUCGCCAUCUGGUACUCUACUAACGGUAUCGCCACUAUCCUCGCUUCAAUCCUCGCUUUCGGCCUCAGUCACAUCGACAACCCGCAUAUCAAGGGUUAUGAAGUGCUCUUCUUGCUUUGUGGCCUUGUCACCGUCUUAACUGCACCCCUCAUAUAUUUCAUGAUUGACAACGAUAUAUCCUCCGCGAGGUUCCUGUCGGACGAAGACAAGGCUAAGGGAAUCGAGAGAUUGAGGGCGAACCAAACGGGUACCGGGUCUACCGAGUACAAGUGGGCGCAUGUGUUUGAGAUCUUCUACGACCCCAAAUCGCUUCUCUUCUUCGCCAUCACCUUUUUUGUCAACACUGGUGCCUCCACCGUCAACGUCUUUGGCCCUACCUUGAUCAGCGGCUUCGGGUUCGACGCCAAAAUCACUGCCCUUCUCAACAUGCCCCUUGGCGCUCUCCAGUUUCUCACCAUCAUCGGCGGUUGCUUCUGCGCCUCCAAGUUCAAACUGAAGUCUGCUGUACUCGCUGCUUUUGUAAUACCUGUUAUCAUUGGCCUUGCCCUUCUCUAUGUCGAAAACACUAGGAAAGGCGGAAAUGGACUGAGGCAAGGUCCGGCAUUGGUGGGGUACUAUCUGUUGGCAUUCUUGUUUGGGACAAACCCGAUCACUGUUUCGUGGAUUGUGGCAAACACUGGUGGACAGACGAAGAAGGCGUUGUUGAUGUCGAUCUACAACGGCGCCUCUUCUUUGGGCAACGUCAUUGGCCCCCUCCUCUUCAACGCAAAAGACAAACCCCAUUACCUCCCUGGUAUUCGCGCCAACCUCGGCCUCUUUUGCGCCCUCUUCGGCACUGUCGGCAUCUGUGCCUUCUACCUCUUUGUCCUCAACAAGCAGAGGCAGAGACAGAGGGUGGCGGUUGGGAAACCAAAGUAUAUCAAGGAUACGUCGAUGAGCAGCAAGUAUGAGACUUAUGGGGCUGAUGAUGCUACUUUGGGGCAGAAUGGUGAGUCUUGGUCCUGACGCUUUUGGAUCACUGCUAAUGGGCGGACUUCAGCUUUGCUCGAUCUGACGGACUUUAAGAAUGACGAAUUUGUGUAUGUGUACUGAGCUUUGGGAGUGUAUGUCUAUCUGUUUGCCAGGGCCGGGCUUGGUUCUGAGAUGUAGAGAAGAGAAGAAGGGGCCGAAUUUCUUUCACUGCAGAGUGUGUAUACAGUAGGUCUCAUAAGAGACCGAAAGAAAUAGUAAAUUGAAAUGUGUACUAGUAAAUAUGUGUAUGUACUGUACCAUGAAUCAAUAUCUCAUCGCUAGGCUGUCGCAUACUCGAAACUUGUGGGCGUCUGUGAUAACGUGCUUAUCAUGCCCAAGCUUGAAUGGCGACAAAGUACUAGUACUUUUCGCACACCGCACCGCACCGCACAUGUGUUGGUUAUGGACCAUGGG
This is a messenger RNA of Cryptococcus amylolentus CBS 6039, 2082 nucleotides long. RefSeq lists its product as hypothetical. Gene Ontology annotation, molecular function: transmembrane transporter activity. Lineage: Eukaryota; Fungi; Basidiomycota; Tremellomycetes; Tremellales; Cryptococcaceae. Gene Ontology annotation, cellular component: membrane. Bases 94 to 1662 code for a protein of 522 amino acids. The record is from RefSeq and is a predicted model, not a curated record. Gene Ontology annotation, biological process: transmembrane transport. The transcript has 6 exons.